GCAGACCGUGUGAGCGCGGUGCUCCAGGGCCCACGAGAUCUAUCGUGGCCGGGUUCUAAGAGGGGAGUCGUGCUCUAUAUGACUGAGCAUCUUAUCGGGCAUGAUGAUUUGACUCCAGGAAGAGCUGCGAGAGAAAAGACGAUCGCAUCAUAUCACAUGCGACAGGCGUGUCUGAGUCCACUCUCUCUCUUUUGAACCUAUGCGUCUGGAUGGAUCUUCACGACUUCCCGUCUGCUCACUGAGACUCAGCAGCAACGGAGGGACACAUGGGCGUCUCCUCGGACCGAUGACAUCUUCCUGGUGCCUGAUGCAAUCUGUUCAUCUCCUGGGAGCGCCGAUGAACUGCCAUGCCCUGGGAUACAGUACGCCGCCGGCCAAUCUUCGUCCGGGCUUGUGUUGGCUUCCUUGAGCGCUUGUCUCUGAGCCCGCCACUCUGGCGUUGGGCGCUUGGUGGCUGUGAACCGUGGCAUCACUCCAGCGCGGCCGGGUGUAUUGAGAAACGCCGCGCGCUGAUGCAUCAAAGUGGUUCCCCUCUUGCUUUUGGCCAUGUCACAAGCUGACGAAAAACAGACUGACAAACGAAACGAAGAUGAAGAGCGUCUCGAGCGUGAGAGGGCUAGCGGGAACAAACUCUGGGGGGUCUACAUCUCCGAGGCGGAGAAGUACGAUCAGGGUCUCAUCGAUGGCUGGCGCAGCGACAUGGAUGGUCUGCUGAUCUUCGCCGGUCUCUUCUCGGGCGUUGUCACUACAUUGAUCAUCGAUAGCUACAAGACACUAAGCCCGGACUCGGGCAGCCAGACCGUCGCACUCCUCACUCAUAUCUCACUCCAGCUUGCGAACAUGCACAACGGCACGGCAGUGACAGACGCACUCCCUCCCACCGCUCCAUUCUCACCCCCGAUCUCAGCUCUCGUCUGCAACGCACUGUGGUUCACCAGUCUUGCGCUCAGUCUGUCAAGUGCACUCGUCGCGACCCUGGUCGAGCAGUGGGCAAGGGAGUACCAGCACCGGACAACUAUGUUCUCCUCCAUCUCCAUUCGGUCCCGUGUGUACAUGUAUCUGUAUCACGGUUUGCAGCGUUUCAAUAUGCAUGCUGUCGUUGGCAUUCCGUUGCUUCUCCUGCACGGGGCACUUGUCCUGUUCUUCGCGGGUCUGGUCGCAUUUCUCGUGCCCAUCAACGACAUCAUCAUGGCCAUCACAUCCGCUCUCCUGCUUCUCUUUGUCUCUGCCUAUGGAGCGUUCACCGUGCUCCCACUUCUCUGCUUUGACAGUCCGUACCAGACGCCGCUCACGGGAGUCCUCUGGUCGCUAAACCAGAGCUUGGGAAGCGUGCUGAGGGCUCAUGUUUGCAAGGCUCGUGUGCAAAACAGAGUCUCUCAGACCGACCAGGAAGCCCUCACUGCACCUGCUGCACCGGGAGAUAAUCGUGAUCAGAACCAUUGUGACAAUCAACCCAAAAACAAAGUCGAAAAGAGAAGUGAAUUCAAAGACUGGAGAAUACAACCAAGUAGCUACAGUAUUUAUACCCAAAUCCAGUCUGAGUCAUAUCUACAACUAAUGAGUCAUAGGGCUAUGUACCGCAUGGAGCACUGGUCAUGGGUUGUAGUAGAACCUUCCGGAGCAUAUGUCGCGCAGCCUCGAAUCGAUAGAGAUAACCCCUGGAACCCCUAG
Molecule: messenger RNA, 1671 nt
Organism: Mycena citricolor
Lineage: Eukaryota; Fungi; Basidiomycota; Agaricomycetes; Agaricales; Mycenaceae
Source: the annotation of a GenBank genome assembly